AUGUGGUCGCUUUGCUCCAUCAUGGUACCAAAGGCCCCGGAUUCGGAACUGCGCAAGGACUCCAACCCACUAGUAGAAGCGCUCUUCAACUACCAGCUAAUUCACAUCGAGGCCUACGUUGUAUACGUCGACAUGGUUUCACAACAUGAGGUUGCAUUCAAGCUUACAUCCAAGACCAUCGAAGCGCUUAUCAAGUACCACAAGGACAUCUACUCUGUUGAUGUAUCCGCCAGCACCUGGGAGUGGGCCGAGAAGGAGCAACAGCUGAAGAAGCUUCAAGAUAGAUUUGUCCAAGCUGUCAACCGCUAUGUUUUCCAAACCGGUGUCAAUGCUCUGGAAGGACUCGAGGAGGAUGGUGCGGGAGAGCUACUCAAGGGACGAGGUGAAGACGUCAAGAGUGCCAUCAUGGGAUUGUUCCUCCCGCUCCUUCCUCCUCCCUCCUUCACCGAGAAUUGUCAAGGUUGUCAGACCAGCACCACUUCUCCCAGCUCAGCCACCAGGUGGGUGCCAAAAAUGCACGACCAGUGGCAGUCAGCCCCAAUCGAUAUAUGA
Molecule: messenger RNA, 552 nt
Organism: Alternaria atra
Lineage: Eukaryota; Fungi; Ascomycota; Dothideomycetes; Pleosporales; Pleosporaceae
Exons: 1
Coding region: 1-552 (183 amino acids)
Source: RefSeq, a predicted model, not a curated record